Messenger RNA from Physeter macrocephalus (sperm whale), 1830 nucleotides. It is a transcript of the gene MPDU1, whose product is annotated as mannose-P-dolichol utilization defect 1. The transcript is spliced from 7 exons. Lineage: Eukaryota; Metazoa; Chordata; Mammalia; Artiodactyla; Physeteridae. Gene Ontology annotation, biological process: oligosaccharide biosynthetic process. Bases 509 to 1252 code for a protein of 247 amino acids. The record is from RefSeq and is a predicted model, not a curated record.
AAGCAUGGGCCCGGCGCCUAAGGAGGGCUGCCUGGCUCAGACUGACCCCUCCCGUCGGUGCCGUGUCCUCUGGAGACGCCGAGAGCACAGGAGAGAGAACGCAACAGAGCCCCCGCCCAACGCCAUUUUGGAGACUCACGCUCCUUCUCUCUCAACUUCGAACAAUGUAAAGUCAGCAGGAAGAAGACAAGAUGGCGCCGAGCAGGAGGAGCGGAGAAACGCUGGAGCAUAAAUCUUGUUGCCCAAGGGAAGCGUAAACAAAGGCGCGAACGAUGGAACUGCGCAGGCGUACAGCUUUGGCACGAUUUAAAAUUCGAGCAGCAGGGUGGGCGCGUCCAAAAACGUGGUCUCCGGGCGAGACCUAUUUUACGCGAACGAAGGUGGGAUGGAGUAAGGCAGGGCCAGCCCAACUUAGUCGCGAGAAGACGGGAGGCGGAGUGCCCGGAGCGCGCAUGCGCACCGUAAGUCAAUGGCGGCUUGAGGGGUUGGCGGAAGCUAGCUUUGCAAUAUGGCGACCGAGGCAGACGGGCCGCUCAAACGGGUGCUGGUGCCGAUUCUUUUACCUGAGAAAUGCUACGACCAAAUUUUCAUCCAGUGGGACUUGCUUCACGUUCCCUGCCUCAAGAUUCUCCUCAGCAAAGGCCUGGGGCUGGGCAUUGUGGCUGGCUCACUUCUGGUAAAACUACCCCAAGUGUUUAAAAUCGUGGGAGCCAAGAGCGCGGAAGGGUUGAGUCUCCAGUCGGUAAUGCUAGAGCUAAUGGCAUUGACUGGGACCAUGGUCUACAGCAUCACCAACAACUUCCCCUUCAGCUCUUGGGGUGAAGCUCUGUUCCUGAUGCUCCAGACAGUGACCAUCGCCUUCCUGGUCCUGCACUACAGAGGACAGACUGUGAAAGGUGUUGCCUUCCUAGCGUGCUCCGCCCUGGUCCUGCUGGUGCUGCUUUCGCCACUGACGCCCCAGGCUGUAGUCACCCUGCUCCAGGCCUCCAACAUGCCUGCUGUGGUGGUGGGAAGGCUGCUCCAGGCAGCCACCAACUACCGCAAUGGGCACACGGGCCAGCUGUCAGCCAUCACAGUCUUUCUGCUCUUUGGGGGCUCCCUGGCCCGAAUCUUCACCUCCAUUCAGGAAACUGGAGACCCCCUCAUGGCUGGAACCUUUGUAGUCUCUUCCCUCUGCAAUGGCCUCAUCGCUGCCCAGCUCCUCUUCUACUGGAAUGCAAAGGCUCCCCACAAGAAGAAAAAGGAGCAGUAGAGUUGAGCUGGCUCCUGGAGUACGUUCCACGUUUCUAUUCAUCCACCCAACCUUGGGAUCCUUCCCGUCUGAACCAGUCUGCUGGUGGGACUUUUAAUCAUUUCCUCUUCUUCUGCAAUUGCAGCUUUAGUGGAAAUGCUUGGUUGACCCAGAUGCUUAGAAACGAUAGGGGAAGAGAUUUACAGGCUGACAUUUAAUCAUUUAGCUGAGAUUCUUCCUUUAGCAGAAAUUUCCAGCUACUUACCUAUUCUGGGCAAAACUCUUACCCUGUCUGUCCCCUCCAUUUCCCCACUUCCCUUCUGACCCUAGAGGACAGAGGCUGGACAGUGGAAGGGAAUAGGUGCUUGUGGAUUCCUCCCUCCCGCACCCUGGCUCAGACUGUCUCCUGGACCCCAGUGCUUGGUGGGGGGUGGGGGAAGGGGGACAGAAGAAUGACUGACUCAGGCAGGGCCCCAGGGUGGGGUGUGGAGGUUCCUGCUCUGGCAGGUCCAGGCGGAAGGGAGUGGAGACUGCUGGUUCCUGCUGCAGUAAAGGCGAACAGAGAUGGUACAAUAAAGACUCAGAGACGUGGUGUAAUC